Messenger RNA from Xenopus tropicalis (tropical clawed frog), 3037 nucleotides. RefSeq names its product autophagy related 4C, cysteine peptidase (gene atg4c). Bases 100 to 1488 code for a protein of 462 amino acids. The record is from RefSeq and is a predicted model, not a curated record. Gene Ontology annotation, cellular component: cytoplasm. NCBI's taxonomy places the organism in Eukaryota, Metazoa, Chordata, Amphibia, Anura, Pipidae. Gene Ontology annotation, molecular function: cysteine-type peptidase activity; protein-phosphatidylethanolamide deconjugating activity. The transcript is spliced from 11 exons.
UCUGGGGGAUUCUGGUGGUUAUAUGGAAACAAGCACUGCAUAAAUAUCGUAUCUGAACCUGUACACAUGUACAGGAAAAAUUGCUACCAGGUAAAGUGAAUGAUAAAGGCAUGGGUUUGCUUUCCAGACAUAAAUAUGGAAGCCAGUGGCACAGAUGAUGUGGAGAAAUUAAAAUCCAAGUUCUUAUCUGCAUGGCAUAACAUGAAAUAUAGUUGGGUACUGAAAACAAAAACCUACUUCAAGAGAAAUUCACCAGUAUUCUUACUUGGCAAAUGCUACCAUUUUAAAUAUGAAGAUUCUAGUGUAACAUCUGAUGGAGGUUCCAAUUCUGGCUCUGAAUCAAAAGAAGACCUUUCUGGAAAUGUGGAUGAAUUUCGGAAGGAUUUCAUUUCCAGAAUAUGGCUUACUUAUAGAGAAGAAUUCCCCCAAAUAGAAACAUCGUCAUGGACAACAGAUUGUGGAUGGGGCUGCACAUUACGUACUGGUCAAAUGUUGCUGGCACAGGGAUUGAUAGUACACUUCCUGGGACGAGACUGGACUUGGACAGAAGCACUGGACAUUUUCUCUUCUGAAUCGGAAUUUUGGACAGCGAACACUGCAAGAAAACUUACUCCAUCUCUUGAGACAUCUUUCUCUGAAAAUAAUGAAUGUGUGUCAUCAAACAAGCAGCCAUUGCACAACUGUGAUAAGAAAAGUAAUUCUGAGGACUUUCACCAAAAAAUAAUAUCCUGGUUUGCAGACUACCCACUGGCCUAUUUUGGUUUACAUCAACUUGUAAAGCUUGGGAAAAAUUCGGGCAAAGUGGCUGGGGACUGGUAUGGUCCAGCAGUUGUUUCUCAUCUUUUGAGGAAAGCGAUUGAAGAGAGCUCAGAUCCAGAACUGCAGGGAAUAACAAUUUAUGUUGCUCAGGACUGCACUAUCUACAGUGCUGAUGUCUAUGACCUGCAGUGUAAUAAGGGUACCGAGAAGGCUGUUGUAAUUCUAGUUCCUGUGAGACUUGGGGGUGAAAGGACCAAUAUGGAAUAUUUUGAGUUUGUAAAGGGAAUUCUAAGCCUUGAAUUCUGUAUUGGAAUUAUCGGUGGCAAACCCAAGCAGUCCUAUUACUUUGUUGGAUUUCAAGAUGACAGUUUGAUUUACAUGGAUCCUCAUUACUGCCAAUCUUUUGUUGAUGUCAGCGUAAAGAAUUUCCCUCUUGAGUCUUUCCAUUGCCCUUCUCCUAAGAAGAUGUCUUUCAAGAAAAUGGAUCCCAGUUGCACAAUUGGGUUUUACUGUAGGAAUGCUCGAGAAUUUGAAAAGGCAGCGGAAGAACUUACAAAGGUGCUGAAAUCUUCAACCAAGCAGAAUUAUCCUUUAUUUACCUUUGUAAAUGGACAUGCUCAAGACUUUGAUUUUGUCUGUACUCCAGUCUACGAUCAAAAUGACCUUUUCACAGAGGAUGAAAAGAAAAGAUUAAAAAGAUUUAGCACAGAGGAGUUUGUCUUGCUCUAAAGACAUUUUUGCACUCCUGGCAGCAGUCCAUAGCACAUUCAUUCUAACAAAAACACAAGGAAAAGAACACUAGACUUUUUAGACUUUUUAUAUGUUUUUAAAUUAAAAUUUUAAAGUUUUUAAUGCAACGGAAAACUUUUUUUUAAAUGUGUUUGUAAUUUUGUAAUAUUGUUGUACUAAUAACCAUAUAAUGAUGCACGGGAAGGAGUCUGCUUUGCAAAUUGGAGCAAAUGCACGAUUUAAUCCUCUCCUGUGUGUAAAAGGUACAGUAUGGUGCAAAUUUACUUUUGGACUGUAAACAACCUUAUUUAAACAGUUUUUUGGGGUUUUUUUGUUUCCAUUUUUUUCUGUUUCCUCCUACCUUUUGUGCAGGGAAAUUAGGACAAGAUGGAUCUGCCAUUUUGCCAGUGAAGUGGGGGCAAGAUACUAGUUUUACAUGGGGUCUCCUUGGUAAAAAAAAAAAAGCAGGAUACAUUAGAUUUUAUUGGUUCAGUUUUCCUUGACGGAGAAAGAGGGGUUAAUGGUAGAAUUUUGGGUAUUGUGCCAUUGCCAGUUAUUCUUAAGUCCACUGUAACCAGGAAGCGCAUGCACAAUGACCUAAAUGAUUUAGAUUAUCAAUUUAUAUAAUUUUAGAGACUGUUAUUGUUAGACACUAAACAUGAUUUAGGUAAAAAUAAAUGACAACAGCUAAAGCAUACUUUUUUAAUAUAUAUUUUUGUGAAAAAAGAAGCCUUAUGCAACCUUUAGCAACCUUAGUAGUUUUCAACAAGAAAUGCCUGAAUACAGUUCUGACAACCCAAACAAGAACCGUUUGUACAUUUUUAUGUUUUGCUACUGGUAAUAGCAGGGUCAUUGAUCGCCAGAAAGCUAAGUAAAAGUACCAAAAUACUCAUUAUUUACUUAUUCUCUUGCCCUUAAUCUUACCCUCGCUUACAGUGAACCCAAAAAUUCUGUUAAAAUGAAAACUCCAGGUUGCUACAACAGAACCCUGUAUUAGAGUUGCAAGAUUGCUACCUUACUUUAUCUUUUUCCAGUUUGAUGAAAAUUUAGAAAGGGGACAUUAAUAUUGGACCCUUGUGCCACAAUGGAUUGUGGUGCUAUCUGGGGGCUUCUACACCGACUAAACCGACACAGUGGUUGUAUGGGGUUGAAAAGAGCCCAUGGCGGUAGUGUAGUCUAACUAUCCUCUUAGUUUUUUUUGUAUAUAAACUAUUAUAAAAUCUUUACAGGGUUUAGGGAUUUCAUCUAUAACUUUUUUUUAUUUUUGCCAAAAUACACUGUUUACAGUUUUGCCCUUUAGUAAAUAUGCCCCUUAGGCUGUAAAAUCUAUUUACCAAACUCCAGCUGUUUUAUUUAUUUUUCAAACAUAUAAUUACAGAUCAUAGUUGUAGAGUUGACAAACUCACUCUUGGAGAAGUUGGAAAUACCAUCAAAACGCUUUGGCCGGUAUUGGGUUUUGACCAUUAUGUCUGACAAGUGAAAAUUGUACUACAACAUUGUUUAAGUGCAACUAUUUCAUUUAAAUAAACUCAUCUUACUUUUCACUAUA